This is a messenger RNA of Phlebotomus argentipes, 2045 nucleotides long. Its product is annotated as zinc finger protein 27-like. Gene Ontology annotation, biological process: regulation of transcription by RNA polymerase II. Gene Ontology annotation, cellular component: chromosome. The coding region runs from base 94 to 2040 and encodes 648 amino acids. Gene Ontology annotation, molecular function: chromatin insulator sequence binding. Lineage: Eukaryota; Metazoa; Arthropoda; Insecta; Diptera; Psychodidae. The record is from RefSeq and is a predicted model, not a curated record. The transcript is spliced from 2 exons.
AGGUGUUCUGUUUAUAUUUAUUUUGGAAGCUGCGAGCUCUCGAGUUUGGCGAGUUUUUUCUCAGUUUCUUCUCGUGUUUGCUGUGAAGAAAGUAUGCAAUCAAAUGGUGAAAACGGUGAUUUCUCGAGUGUGGACUUUGCCGCCAUUCGAGGACUCGAUCCUGGCGGGUUGUACCAAGUGAUGAAUAUACGGAACCAAGAGUUUAUUGAUCAUACAUUUCUGGGACAUAUGGAGAUCCAAGAUGCUGCCGUGGUGGAUGUAAUGCCAGCUGGGGCGCCGGAAGGCGUGCCGGCGAACGGUUUUCAGCAUGCAAAUGUGAUUGUGGACCACGAGGGAAAGGUGGCGACGUUCAUUCAGAGUCUCCCGGCGAAGCAGGAGCAGGAGAAUGGGGUGAUUGUGAGCCAGAAGAAGGACAACCUGGCCACGUUGACGCCCAUCGGGGAGGAUUGGAGUGCUCGGCAGGCCAGCAACUUUGCGGAAUCCCUGGAUUCUCUGCCACCGCUGGCGGUGAUCCAGCGCGAGGGCGACGGCGACAAGGGUGUUCCGGAGGAGGAGAGGGCGGAAUUGAGGGUGGAGAAGACGAAGGUUGAGCUGCCACACAAGAAGAGACUGCCCAGGAAGAGCCCAGAUUCUGGCGUGGUGUGUUUCAAUUGCCAAUUGUGUGGCAAGAAGUUCACAGAGCAAUUUGCCUUCUAUUCCCACCUCAGAUCUCACUAUGAGGCCAAGACAAAGGUGAGAUCUGUGGGCGUGCAGGUGGACGAGGGGAAGUGUGAGAAAGAUGUCGAUGUGGCGCUGGACGAGGAGUUCAGCGAUCCCGAGGACAUGCUGGAGGGCAUCCGGGGCGUGGUGGACAAGGUGCAGGAGCAGUCUGGGGAGGAGGAGAGCCAGGAGGGUCUGGGCGAUUGGUAUGCGCCGGAGGAGGACGGAGAGGAGGAGCUGAAUGCGCCCGAGGAGAGCGAUAACUUUGUGCUGUACAUCAACAAGACUGAUUUGGUGAUGAAUCCCGUCUUCUCGGCGCAGAUUAACCAGACUGUCAUCGAGAAGGCGCUCAUGGACGCCAUGCCGGACCUCAAGGAUGGCGCAAUUGAGGCCGUGGUAAAGAUCAAUCCAGAGGUGGUGCGGAAGACGCGCAGCAGUCGCCGUGCGAGGUCGGCGGCGACACAAGAGGCGGCGUCUCAGGGGAAGGAGAGGCUAAGGAAGCGGAAGCCCAAGGAGGCGUCAAAGGGUGCCGGCGAGGAGGGCAAGAGGACGUGGAAGAAGCUGUCGAAGUGCGACGAGUGUCAGCGGGAGUUCAACUCGCGCAAUGCGCUCCGCUAUCACGUGCUGUCGCACACCGGCCACCGGCCGCACCAGUGCGAGGUGUGCGGCAAGGCGUUCUACUCCAGCAGCGCCCUGAAGGUGCACAAGCGCCUGCACACGGGCGUGCGGCCGUACUCGUGCAAGCACUGCGGCCGGAUGUUCCGCCAGUGGGGCGACUUGAAGUAUCACAUCACGUCGAAGCACUCGGAGGAGAAGAAUCACCAGUGCGAGUUCUGCGGCAAGGACUUCGCCAGGCGCUACUCGCUGGUCAUCCAUCGGCGCAUUCACACGGGCGAGCGCAACUACGCUUGCGACUACUGCAGUAAGUCCUUCCGCGCCAGCUCGUAUCUGCAGAAUCACCGGAAGAUUCACACCGGCGAGAAGCCGUACACGUGUACGAUCUGCACGAAGAAGUUCCGCGUGCGCGGCGACAUGAAGAGGCACAUGAACACGCACUUUCCCAAAGCGGACACCGCCACUGCUGCCGCCGGCGUCGAGAAGGCGCCCAAGGAGAGCAAGAAGGCGGCGAAGAAGAAGAGCGCGAGUGGCGAAAUGCCCGCCGAGGAGCAGCAAAUCGCCGCACCGGCGCAGGAGGGGAUCAAAGUGGAGCUGGACAGUGUGGCUUAUGACGUGCAGGCCAUUGGCAGUGAUGAGGAGGGCUCAGCGGCGGAUCAGGCCGGCCAGUUGCCGCAUUUGCGUCACAAGAGUGCAUUUGCAGCGCCUUUCUUCCCACGGAAUUAACAUUC